GGCUCUUGCCAGUCACAAUGGCGGGUUUCUUCUCCUCUCCGGUCCUGGUCUUCUCCUCCGCCAUCGCCUUAAGGACCAGCUUCUUCUUUUAUGGCCUCUGGCAAGACGCCAACUCGCCCAUGAAAUACACCGACAUUGAUUACUACGUCUUCACCGAUGCAGCUCGAUUUGUUUCCCGAGGAGGUUCACCCUAUGAGCGAGAAACAUAUCGAUACACACCAUUGUUAGCAUGGAUGCUCUUACCCACGACGUGGUCAGGCACGUUGUUUUCGUUUGGCAAGGUGCUUUUUGCAUUCAGUGAUAUUGUUGCCGGAUGGUUGAUUGUGCUGGUUCUCGUGAAUGGGAAGAAGAUGUCAAUGGAAAGAGCACUGAAGUUUGCCAGUAUCUGGCUCUUGAACCCGAUGGUUGCGACUAUCAGCACGAGAGGGAGCUCAGAGGGGUUACUGGGGGUGAUGGUCAUUGCUCUGCUAUGGGCAAUUACGCAAAAGAAGAUUGCUCUAGCAGGAGUUUUAUUAGGUCUCGGGGUUCAUUUCAAGAUUUAUCCUUUCAUCUACGCGCCAUCUAUUAUCUGGUGGUUGGACGAUGAACAUAUCGGGUCGCCCAACCCAGCACGAAAAGCUGGAGAAAGCAGGAGUCUGGUCACGAUCGCCAAGAACUUCCUCAAUGAGGCCCGGAUGGAUCUUACCGUCACAAGUCUCCUGACAUUUCUCCUCCUCAACACACUAAUGUAUACCAAAUACGACUUCCCCUUCAUCCAACACACCUACCUCCACCACGUAACCCGCAUCGACCACCGGCAUAACUUCUCCCCCUACAACACGCUCCUAUACCUCUCUUCCACCUCGCCCUCUACCCACACAGUAAAACUCGAAUCCCUAGCUUUCAUUCCGCAAUUAUUCCUCUCCGCCUUCGCUCUCCCUCUCCUGCUAGCAAAGAAAGAUUUACCCUCGACAAUGCUAGCGCAGACUUUUGCCUUUGUGACGUUCAAUAAAGUGUGUACAAGCCAGUAUUUCCUCUGGUACACAAUCCUCCUCCCCCUCUACCUCUCCAUAACCAGUUGCACACUCCUCUCCUCGCCCCGCACCGGCCUCUUAGCCCUCGCUCUCUGGGUGGCAGCCCAGGUCCUGUGGCUUCAGCAAGGUUUCCAGCUUGAGUUUUUAGGGAAGAGUACUUUUGUUCCUGGGCUAUGGGGCGCGGGGUUAGCGUUCUUUGCUGUCAAUUGCUGGAUUUUGGGGGUUGUGGUUAAGGAUAUCGGAAAUAUUGGGAAUACAGGUGGACAGGCGAAAGGAGUAGGUGAAAAGGUGACCAAGAGAGGGGAGGGGAAGGUUGUUCAAUAG
Hyaloscypha bicolor E is the source of this 1337-nucleotide messenger RNA. RefSeq names its product glycosyltransferase family 50 protein. Bases 18 to 1337 code for a protein of 439 amino acids. The transcript has 3 exons. Gene Ontology annotation, biological process: GPI anchor biosynthetic process. Gene Ontology annotation, cellular component: membrane; glycosylphosphatidylinositol-mannosyltransferase I complex. NCBI's taxonomy places the organism in Eukaryota, Fungi, Ascomycota, Leotiomycetes, Helotiales, Hyaloscyphaceae. The record is from RefSeq and is a predicted model, not a curated record. Gene Ontology annotation, molecular function: GPI mannosyltransferase activity; alpha-1,4-mannosyltransferase activity.